AUGGCCGUUGGAAAAGAAUCAUUACUUCUAUUUCUGUUGUGUUUAAAAUGUGAUGCGGUAUACUUAGUUAGCGGAAAUUCUUCAGAAAUCCAAUAUAACGGUGAUAAGUUUCCCACUAAAUAUCUGCUCCCGGAAGAGUUUAUCCCGAGAGUAGAUGAUCUAAAGCUAUACAUAAAAAGCCUAAAGCGCACUGUGCACUUCUUUAACAAAUAUCCUAAUAAGACGGAUUGUAAUGUUGCAUUGGGAGCGUUUUUUACUAAAGCUUUACUGAAACGAACUGUGCAAGAUUAUAACGUGAAACUACCUCGACGAGAACAGAUUCGACUUUUAGACAUCACAAGUAAAUGUGAAAAUAUCGUGUCCCAUUUCAUCUAUAAGAACAAUCCUUAUGGUUUUGACGAUAUUGAAUUCAGAGUGUCCAGAGUGUUUAAAGACGAUAAUGCGCAAACAUACUCUAUUGGUGAAUUCAAAAAGGGGCGAAUGAAUCGAUGGCUAUAUAGUAACUUUAAAAUGAACAACUACGCUGAAGAUAUGGAUACGCUUUCUUUUCCGAAAUUGAAGUACGUAAAAGUUACCACGAGACCGAGGGAAUACUAUAUCAAUGCAGAUGAUUCAGAUCAGUGUAUAUCACGGGUUGUCUAUGAGCCGGAACCAAUUAAUCUGUCUGAUUUAAAGAUGUGCAAACCUGAUAAGUUCUGCUUUAAACGCUUGCACUCUUCGCCUUCGGUCUCUUAUACUCUUAGUCACAGGCUUUUGAACAUAAUGUUGCGUCGACAUGUGCGUCGCUGUUAUUUGAGGAGUGCGGAGGAAGACGAGUCUCUGAUGGAAUUGCUGUGCGCAUUCAUGUAUCGGGAGGCGGUUUAUUUGGCGCGACGAGGUUUCUUCGCUAGGGAUAUCUUCUUAGAACACAUAGCCCUUUGCGGUAUGUUAGGAUAUGAGGAAUUCCACCGCAGUCACUGGUUCAACAAAGCGGUCAGCUGGAUGAACCAGCGCGGUUGCAUCAAAGAAACACGCAACCUCGAGUACAACAUGACCCGUGUUCAGAUAGAAAGGAUGGGCGAAAACGAUCCACGAGCGAAGAUAUUGCGGAGGGAACUACGCAGAAAUGUAAACAACGAGUGUCACUUUCAUCCCAUGGCUUUACUGAUGGUGGUUUUCGGUCACGGGAUCAGAUAUAUUGUUUCACAAGAUAUCGUGAAG
Iphiclides podalirius (scarce swallowtail) is the source of this 1200-nucleotide messenger RNA. Lineage: Eukaryota; Metazoa; Arthropoda; Insecta; Lepidoptera; Papilionidae. The record is from the annotation of a GenBank genome assembly.